GUACGCACGCACUGGCUGCUAUUUCGGUCGGUUUGAAGUGAGAGGGGAAGACGACGGGAACCAGUUAGCAGCAAAAUCCAGCUAUUUUAUGUUGCUGUUUCUGAGCCGUCAAGUUUCUCUCUCGCUCUCAGUCGUUCCAAAGCUCAUCCCGACAAACCUCGUUUUGCACUCGAAGCCGGUUUCUUUGUCUCUAAGAUCCAGCAGACUCAUUGCUCAGUGUUGUACGCUUUCUGCUGACGCUACCAGCCGAACUCGAGUCAGCAUGCCUGAGAGGAGGCCCUUCGUGCGGCUGCCUACUGACGUUUACCCCGUUAAUUAUGCGCUGUGUCUGAAGCCCGACCUGAUUGACUUCACUUUCGAGGGCAAGCUGGAGGCGGUGGUGGAGGUUAUUCAAGGGACAAAUCAGAUUGUGAUGAACUGUGCUGAUAUAGACAUUAUCACUGCAUCUUUUGCACCAGAAGGAGGGGAAGAAAUUAACGCUACAGGAUUUAACUAUCAGAAUGAGGACGAGAAAGUCACUUUGUCUUUCCCCAGUGUUCUUCAGAAAGGGUCUGGCAUGUUGAAGAUUGACUUUGUUGGAGAGUUAAAUGACAAAAUGAAAGGUUUCUACAGAAGUAAAUAUACGACUUCAUCAGGAGAAAUCCGCUACGCAGCUGUCACACAGUUUGAGGCCACAGAUGCUCGCCGAGCUUUCCCUUGCUGGGACGAGCCAGCUAUCAAAGCCACCUUUGACAUCACCCUUAUUGUCCCCAAGGACAGAGUAGCCUUGUCGAAUAUGAACGUCAUCGAUCGGAAGCCAUACCCAGAGGACGACAGUCUUGUGGACGUAAAAUUCGCUACUACACCUAUCAUGUCUACCUACUUGGUAGCGUUUGUCAUCGGCGAGUACGAUUUUGUGGAGAGCCAGUCAUCUGAUGGCGUGACAGUCCGUGUAUACACGCCAGUGGGGAAGGCGGAGCAGGGCAAGUUUGCUCUGGAGGUGGCUACUAAGACCUUACCUUUCUACAAAGACUAUUUCAACGUUCCUUAUCCGUUGCCUAAAAUUGAUCUAAUAGCAAUUGCUGAUUUUGCUGCUGGUGCCAUGGAAAAUUGGGGCCUUGUUACUUACAGGGAAACUGCUCUACUGAUUGAUCCAAAGAAUUCAUGUGCGUCCUCACGUCAAUGGGUGGCCUUGGUGGUAGGGCAUGAGCUGGCACACCAGUGGUUUGGGAAUUUGGUUACUAUGGAAUGGUGGACCCAUCUGUGGCUUAAUGAGGGCUUUGCGUCAUGGAUCGAGUACCUCUGUGUGGAUCACUGUUUCCCUGAGUAUGACAUCUGGACACAGUUUGUAUCUGCAGACUACACCAGGGCUCUGGAUCUGGAUGCUCUUGAUAACAGUCACCCAAUUGAGGUUAAUGUAGGGCAUCCUUCAGAAGUGGAUGAAAUUUUUGAUGCCAUAUCCUACAGCAAAGGUGCUUCUGUUAUUCGCAUGCUGCACAAUUACAUAGGAGACGAGGAUUUCAGAAAGGGAAUGAACACUUAUCUUGUUAAGUUUCAAAACAGAAAUGCAUCCACAGAGGACUUGUGGGACUGUUUAGAGCAGGCAAGUGGGAAGCCCAUUGCUGCAGUGAUGAGCUCUUGGACCAAACAGAAAGGAUUCCCCAUUAUUGUAGUGGACCAGGAGCAGAAAGGAGAUGAUAGGGUGCUGAAGAUAUCUCAGAAGAAGUUCUGUGCUAGUGGACCAUAUGAUGGCGAGGACUGCCCCAGCUGGAUGGUCCCAAUCAGCAUAUGCACCAGUGAGGACCCCAGCUGCUCCAAGAUUAAGGUUCUGCUGGACCAGCCUGAACUCACAGUCACCAUCCCUAACCUGGGACCAGAUAAGUGGGUCAAGCUUAAUCCAGGCACAGUAGGCUUCUACAGGAUCCAGUACAGCUCGGCCAUGUUGGACAGUCUGUUGCCAGGAAUCAGAGACCUUACACUGCUCCCUGUAGAUCGCCUGGGCCUGCAGAAUGACCUUUUCUCGCUGUCACGCGCAGGCAUGAUCAGCACGGUAGAGGUGCUGAAGGUGAUGGAGGCGUUUGUGAACGAGCCAAACUACACCGUGUGGAGCGACCUGAGCUGUAACCUGGGUGUGCUCUCCUCUCUGCUCUCCCACACCGACUACCAUGAGGAGAUCCAGGAGUUCAUUCGAGACCUCUUUACACCCAUCAGCCUGAAGCUCGGCUGGGACAACAAACCUGGCGAGGGUCAUUUGGACGCCCUUCUGCGAGGGCUUGUGCUAGGAAAGCUGGGGAAGGCGGGACACAAGGCCACGCUGGAGGAGGCUCGCAGGAGAUUUAAAGAGCAUGUGGAAGGCAAGCAGAUCCUCUCCGCAGACCUCAGGAGUCCCGUUUAUCUAACGGUUUUAAAGCAAGGGGAUAGCUCAACGCUGGACACUAUGCUGAAGCUCCAUAAACAGGCUGACAUGCAGGAGGAAAAGAAUCGCAUAGAGAGAGUUCUGGGAGCAAUCUCGUCUCCAGACCUCAUCCAGAGAGUGCUGACUUUCUCCCUUUCGGAUGAUGUUCGUCCCCAGGACACUGUGUCUGUGAUCGGUGGCGUGGCCGGGAGUAGCAAGCAUGGCCGCAAAGCAGCUUGGAAAUUUGUCAGAGAUAACUGGGAGGAGCUUUAUAACCGCUACCAGGGUGGAUUCCUCAUAUCCCGACUCAUUAAGCUCACUGUUGAUGGGUUUGCAAUUGACAAAAUGGCUGCAGAAGUAAAGAGUUUCUUUGAGACUCACCAAGCGCCAGCGGCCGAGCGCACGGUGGAGCAGUGCUGCGAGAACAUUCUCCUGAACGCGGCCUGGCUGAAGCGGGAUGCUGAAGACAUCCAUAAGUACCUCCUGCAGCGCAAAGCGCCGCCAGUGUGACCCCCGAACUCUGACCUCAGCCUCUCCUGACCUGCUCACUCACUCACUCCGAUCUCCCAACAAAUCAUCGCUGCCUCCGCCAGUCCGCAAAGCAGAGAGCGAGAGUCUCCAGAAAUUAAACAGGCUUUGUUUUUUUCUAUAUUCUGUGACAACGAUUAAAGCGCUGUAGUUACAUCUUGCGAAUUACCCAAGAGAAAUCAAGACAGAAGUGUGAUGCCGAAUGUUGUACCCUGUUCUGCCUGCUGGAAACAAUGCACAUGCAAAGAUGUAAGAAAAUUCCAGAUGUGAUUUUUCUUUUUCUUUUUUUUUUCUUUUUUUAAUAAUUAUUAUUAUUAUUUUAAAGAUGGUAACGCAUGCAUUUUAUUUUUACAAUUAGCACUUACUCAUUCAGUAAGACAGUACUCUGCCAGACAUUUCACUAUGGAUACGCAUUUCCACAGUAGUAUGAUGACUGUGAAUUGAUUUCGCUCUUCCACCUAUCUCUUUAAAAAGAGGCAUGCUCGCAAUGGUGAUAAUCAGCGCUUUGAUAUCACCGGUUUAUUUCAGUGUUUAUUUCUAGACAUGUAUGUUUUCUGUGCAAACAGUAUUCUACUUCAUCUGCCGCAUCAUCCAUUUAUGGUUGUAGCCAGUUUUAUGUAGAAUUACCUUGAGACGUGGCUUGGCAGAAUGGGGUUAAAGGUCAUGGUGUGCUUGUAAAAAGGACUUUCGACAGCAACGGCACUGAUCCACGGUGCUUAAAAAAGGUUCGAACAGACCGAACAGCGUAAGCAUGGUACUGUAUGUAUAUCGUAUAAUGCAAGCAUUCUUGCUGAGACCUGCAACUAAUCUGAUUUGUGACGUACAUGAUCUUUCCUUCUUCGUCUGUAUGUAAGAAUCCUUAUUCCACAACACUCUCCCUCUCCAGUAACUACAGAAUAUGAAAAUAAACAAGAAAAACUCAUUUUAGACACCCCCUGUAUCUGGGAAGAAGAAGAAAAAAAAACACAUUUUAUAAAGUGUAUAUUUAGCGGCUCUUUUAACAUUAUGAGAAUCACACCUGAAGUAGAA
Molecule: messenger RNA, 3931 nt
Organism: Hemibagrus wyckioides
Lineage: Eukaryota; Metazoa; Chordata; Actinopteri; Siluriformes; Bagridae
Gene: npepps
Product: aminopeptidase puromycin sensitive
Exons: 23
Coding region: 89-2884 (931 amino acids)
Biological process (GO): peptide catabolic process; proteolysis
Cellular component (GO): cytoplasm
Molecular function (GO): peptide binding; zinc ion binding; metalloaminopeptidase activity
Source: RefSeq, a predicted model, not a curated record